AUGGUCCGGGGCAAGGUCCGGGCCUUGGCGGUCCACUUCGACAGCGUGAAUGAGGACAACUUGUCCGUGUUCUCGGGGGCAGACCUGGUGUCAGGGCGGGUGGUGGUGGAGGUCAGCGGGGAUGUGCGCGUCAACAGGCUGGAUGUGACCGCGCGAGGGCUCGCUAAAGUUCGGUGGACCGAGUCUAGGAACGCCGGCGCCAACACCGCGUACACCCAGAACUACACGGAGGAGGUGGACUACCUGCACCACCGAGACACGCUGGUCGGAGGACCGGCAGAUGAAGACGGUCCAGAUGAAGGUGUGACUGUUCUCCACACCGGCCUUCAUGAGUUCGCCUUCAGCUUCACCCUGCCCCAGAUGGCUCUGGCAACUUCCUUUGAAGGGAAGCACGGUAGUGUGAGGUACUGGGUGAAGGCUGAGCUGCACCGGCCCUGGCUGCUGCCCGUCAAAGUCAAGAAGGAGUUUAUUGUGUUUGAACACAUUGACAUCAACACUCCACUGCUGCUGGCCCCCCAGGCUGGAACCAAGGAGAAGACUCUCUGCUGCUGGUUCUGUGCUUCAGGUCCAAUCUCCCUCAGUGCCAAAAUAGAACGAAAGGGCUACACACCAGGGGAGUCCAUCCAGAUCUUCGCUGAGGUGGAAAACUGUUCGUCUCGCGUUGUGGUGCCCAAGGCAGCGCUCUACCAGACGCAGACCUUCUUUGCCAAAGGCAAAGGCAAGCAGAUCCAGCAGCUGGUGUCCAGCCUUCGAGGAGAUCCUCUGCAGCAGGGAAAAAGCCAAAGCUGGGAGGGCAAGCUAUUGAAGAUACCUCCAGUGUCCCCGUCCAUCCUGGACUGUCCCAUCAUCAGAGUGGAGUACACCCUGGUGGUGUACAUAGACGUUCCUGGUGGGCUGAACCUGUCGCUCUCUUUGCCACUGGUGAUCGGGACCAUCCCUCUUCAUACGUCCUCCCCCCGCUCCUUCAGUAUCAGCAGCAACUGCAGCCCUGUGAGCUGGCUGGGCCUGCCUGAAAGACCUGAAGCGCCGCCGAGCUACAACGAGCUGGCAAUAUCUGAGUCAUACAGGCAGGACUGUCUGCGUGGUUGUGAGGGGGAAGACCAGGGGUCUCUGCUGACAUACAUCUCAGAGUUCAGAUAUUUGCCUCCUCCUCUCUACUCUGAGGUGGACCUGAACCCUGAACCUCCAGAGGUUUGUGGGACUGCUGACGUCAGGAGACCCAGCAUGUGUCCAUCUCGCUGAGAGACUCGGGCUCAAACUUCCGAACAAACAGGACAACAAUGGCCCAAACUGCCAGCUUCUCAUCCAUCUUUACGUCGCCAUGGAUACGGCUGGACCGUCACUGACCCAGGGCCUAACGGGG
Nematolebias whitei (Rio pearlfish) is the source of this 1363-nucleotide messenger RNA. Its product is annotated as arrestin domain-containing protein 3-like. The record is from RefSeq and is a predicted model, not a curated record. NCBI's taxonomy places the organism in Eukaryota, Metazoa, Chordata, Actinopteri, Cyprinodontiformes, Rivulidae. The transcript is spliced from 8 exons. Gene Ontology annotation, cellular component: cytoplasm. Gene Ontology annotation, biological process: protein transport. The coding region runs from base 1 to 1242 and encodes 413 amino acids.